This is a messenger RNA of Polypterus senegalus (gray bichir), 3643 nucleotides long. RefSeq names its product SCY1-like, kinase-like 1 (gene scyl1). Gene Ontology annotation, biological process: protein phosphorylation. The transcript has 18 exons. Lineage: Eukaryota; Metazoa; Chordata; Cladistia; Polypteriformes; Polypteridae. Gene Ontology annotation, molecular function: protein kinase activity; ATP binding. The coding region runs from base 83 to 2683 and encodes 866 amino acids. The record is from RefSeq and is a predicted model, not a curated record.
CUUUCCACUCCUCGUCGCAGCCUAAUCGUGUCGCUGCUUCCCGGUGUGCGUAGCUUUCCAUGUCGGCUGCCUGGGAGGCAGAAUGUGGUCCUUCUUCGCACGGGAUCCCGUUAAAGAUUUCCAAUAUGAAGUCUUACCGGAUUGCCAGGAGACGGCCGGAAUAUGGAAACUUCAUCGUGGAAAGCGGAAGACUACAGGUGAUCCUGUUUCUGUGUUUGUAUACGACGUGAAGCCAGGAUCAGAUGAACACACUCAGUUAGCUAAAGCAGCUUUCAAGAGGUUAAAAACACUUCGUCACCCUAACAUCUUGUCCUAUGUUGAUGGGCUGGAGACUGACAAGUGCCUGUACAUAGUAACUGAGCCUGUAACACCUCUGAGUGCUCACUUAAAAGAGAAGAAAGAUUCCGGAGGAUUGAGUGAAUUGGAGAUCUCCUGGGGACUCCACCAGAUUGUGAAAGCCUUAAGUUUUCUGGUGAAUGACUGUCAUCUGAUUCAUAACAAUGUGGGUAUUUGGGCUAUAUUUGUGGAUCGAGCUGGAGAAUGGAAGUUGGGUGGACUUGACUACAUGUUUUCUGCACAAGGCGAGUCUGCACCUCCCAUACGUUUUGGUGGCUCAGAAAUGGAAAAGUAUGACCCCCCAGAGAAGUCUGAAAGCAACAGGAACUCGGGAGAAAAAUGGUCAGCUGAUGUAUGGCGCCUGGGAUGCUUAAUUUGGGAAGUGUUUAAUGGACCCUUGCCUCGCUCGUCCUCUUUGAGAACACUUGGCAAGGUCCCUAAAAGCCUUGUUCCUCAUUACUGUGAGCUGGUAGGGGCCAACCCAAAAAUUCGGCCUAACCCAUCACGUUUCCUGAUGAACUGUCGGGCACCAGGUGGCUACAUGAGCAACAGCUUUGUGGAGACAAAUCUCUUCCUAGAAGAAAUACAGAUUAAAGACCCAACAGAAAAGCAACAGUUUUUCCAGCAACUGAGUGAACAUCUUGACACUUUUCCUGAGGAAUUUUGUCGACACAAAGUCCUUCCACAGCUGUUGACAGCUUUUGAGUUUGGCAAUGCAGGAGCAGUAAUUCUUACUCCACUUUUCAAGGUGGGCAAGUUUCUUAGUGCAGAGGAAUACCAACAGAAAAUUAUUCCUGUUAUUGUCAAGAUGUUCUCCUCAACUGAUCGAGCAAUGAGGAUCCGGCUGCUACAACAGAUGGAACAGUUCAUCCAGUAUCUGAAUGAGCCAGCUGUGAACUCACAGAUUUUCCCUCAUGUUGUGCAUGGUUUCAUGGACACAAACCCAGCUAUUCGAGAGCAAACUGUCAAGUCAAUGCUCCUGCUUGCACCAAAGUUGAAUGAACACAACUUAAAUGUGGAGCUUAUGAAACACUUUGCAAGACUUCAGGCCAAGGAUGAACAAGGUCCAAUUCGUUGCAAUACAACUGUGUGCCUAGGAAAGAUCGCCUCCUACCUUACUGCAGGGACUAGGCAGCGGGUGCUCACUUCCGCAUUUACUCGUGCCACUAAAGACCCCUUCUCCGCCUCUCGAGCUGCAGGAGUUCUUGGAUUUGCUGCAACACACAACUACUACUCUAUGAAUGAUUGUGCAUUUAGGAUAUUGCCAGUGCUAAGCACGCUGACUGUGGAUCCAGACAGAAGUGUCCGAGAUCAGGCUUUUAAGGCAAUCAAAAGCUUUUUAACUAAGCUGGAGACUGUUUCUGAAGAUCCAAGCAAAUUGCCAGAAAUUGAAAAGGAUGUUCUUUCAUCCACCACAAGUCCUGGUGCUGCAGCGUCUGCUGCCAGCUGGGCUGGCUGGGCUGUCACAGGUGUCUCCUCUUUAACUUCCAAACUGAUCCGUACUACGCCAGGAAGUGCAGAUGGACUACCUCCACAACCAGGACAGACAAACAUGCCUCAGCCAGGAGAGAAUACCGUUUCUCCAGAGGCUUCUUCAGAGGAUGUAACUUCACCAUCUCCUGCUCCUUUAGUACUCUCCAAGCAGCAGGUAGCAGAACCAGAAGAAGAGGAGCAAGUGACUGACACCUGGGAGGAUGAAGACUGGGGUAGUCUUGAGGAACCUGAUCAGGCAAAAGUACAAAAGGAGCAUGAUGAUUGGAACUCCUCUGACUGGUCAACAGUGCAGACAAAUACUAAAACAAGUAAUAACAAAACAUCAAACAGGACAUCCUCAUCUGCUAAAAAGCAAGUCAAUAACUGGAAUAGUUCUGGAUGGGGUGCUGGUGAUACCUGGUCUGUGGAAAAGGAAUCUUAUACUCAAGCACAAAGUCCUCAGACAGAUGACAGCUGGGGCAAUGACUGGGAAGAUGAUUUCAGCCCUAAAAGAACUUCUUCAAAUGUAAAAUCAACGACAGCUGUUAGUGAUACCCCACAGGGUCUAAAACUAGCCAGUGAAUACAACUGGGAUGCAGGUGGUGGAAAGAAUUCUGAAGAUGACUUCUUCUCAGGAGUUUCCCAGAGAUCUACUUCUACUGUAAUAAAGAAUGACGAGUCAUGGGGUGCAGACACGGGAGGUGACUGGGGUACAGAUGAAAACUGGGAAUCUUUAGAAGCUGAUCAGGGUUUGAGCAAAGCAGACCUGGCUAAGAAGAAACGAGAUGAAAGAAGGAAAGAGCUAGAAGCCAAAAGAGCCGAGAAAAAAGCUGCCAAAGGACCCUUGAAACUGGGCGCUCGCAAACUGGAUUAACAAAUCUAGACCCAUGUGUAACCAGUUCAGUAUCCAGUCCGGGCUGAUUCCAUGCAUUUGCCUCUAUAUUCUGAUCUCCUGUACAUUCCAAGACCCUUCCAUUGCUCGUUUUAUUCAUUGCAACAAAAAAUGUGAGAGACUUGGAUCCUUCACCAUCACAAAAACAAAAAUAGAGGGGAGUUUUCCUUUUGAAAUGCAUAUUGCAGAGACAUUGUCUGAUAAGCACCUUAAUAACUGAAGGAAAGCCCAGUGUAGCAUUAUUGGACCGUAGCAUUAUGGUAUAUGUCAUGUUGUAUACUACAGUUUUGCAUAAAUUGUAUAUCUAGUGGUGGUUUUACUCUUACUGCUGUUGCAAAAAAGGGAUUUGAGUCAGCUUUAUUUAUGUAAAACAUGCAGAGGAAAAUUUUCAGAAGUAAGGUGUAACAAUAUGAACUUGGACCAUGUCACUGCUGAAGGACGGUAAUUUACAUUUACUGACACUUCCUCUUAUUUUAAGCCUCUGUUGCUUUUAUGAAGCUGUCUCAUUAAAAUAUUUUCAUUAAGGCUGAAACAAAUGCCAAGGUUCAUUUUUAAACAACGCUGCACUGUGGUUUUCUUGCAUUUAGCAAAUACAACCCUCACUGAGGAGCCACAUGACAAUGAAGAAACUGGCGAAGUACGAAUGUUGACACUUUCAGUUCUUUAAACAAAAUGACCUUUUCUCUGUUCUUGUCACUGUUUUCUAUUGUGGUGUUUCCGAAGAUAUUCACUGCUCAUGGUAGAGAGAUUAAGGAAACUGAUUAUCAUCAAUGACAAAUCCAAAAUAUGCUGCUGUUUUUUUUCCCCUUGUUAAUAGCACAAAGCUAUAUAUUUUAAUUGUUUUGGUUUAAGCCUUAAGUUUAUUUUAAUGUGCUUUAAAUGAAUACUUUGUAUUCAGAGUUAAAUUAAAAAGGUACCUACUUGCUGUAACUGAAAAAUGAA